AUGGCAGUGGCAGCUGGGGUUGGGAAGGUUGAGUUUGGAGUGGUGAUCGUGGUGGCAGUUGGGGUUGGAUGCAAUGGGCUGGGGUUGGGGUCGAUGGGAUUUGUUGUAGGGAAGGGGCGAGGAGUUGGGGUAUUUGAGAAGGAAAGAGAAGAAAGAGGUAGAGAAAAAAAAGAGAAGGGGGUUGGGAAUGAUAGAUUUGGAGGAGUGGUAGUGGUGGUGGCAGCUGGGUUGGGUCGAUGGGGUUUGUUGCAGUGA
Molecule: messenger RNA, 255 nt
Organism: Ilex paraguariensis (yerba mate)
Lineage: Eukaryota; Viridiplantae; Streptophyta; Magnoliopsida; Aquifoliales; Aquifoliaceae
Source: the annotation of a GenBank genome assembly